Messenger RNA from Labeo rohita (rohu), 5128 nucleotides. Its product is annotated as trichohyalin. The record is from RefSeq and is a predicted model, not a curated record. Bases 187 to 4650 code for a protein of 1487 amino acids. Lineage: Eukaryota; Metazoa; Chordata; Actinopteri; Cypriniformes; Cyprinidae. The transcript has 30 exons.
CAAAGCUCAGUAAACACAGACAUUCGUAACAUGGGCAGAAAUGAUUCAGUAGUAUGUAAAAGCAGCGGGCGGGGAUGCUGAAUGAACACUCGAAUCCAUUCUGAAUUAAUGAGAAAUGGUCGUUGAGGAGAGGGGAGCUCGGCCACAAACUGAGCAUUCAAUCAAAGAAACACAAACAACUCCACAAUGAAAGAUUUUGUCCUGUCAUUGCUGAGUCGUGGGUAUGGCCAGAUUGUGCCAAAUGAAGACGGUCACGAUGGAAGACUGGAGGUCUGUUUUGAACCAGAGGACUACUUCAACUGGAAAUCCCAGCCUCCACUGUUGCGUCUUACCAGCAGUGGCCGUUUUUUCGGAGGCCUGGAUCCAGUGCCUCCUAAGACCUAUAGUACGAGGAGAGGGCCUCUUAUUUUGUAUUCAGAGGAUCUUGCACUGGCAUACCGGUCUGGCCAGGUUAACAGGAAGAGAAAAGCUCUGAGUUGCCCAAAACAGGAAGUUGAGAAGCAGCUGCACACCCUACAAGACCUGACUGGAGCCAUUUUGGCCUUUGGAAAAAAUAAGUCAAAGGUUGGAUCUCUUGCCGGUGUAACGCACCCCUUAUUGCCAGAUACUAAACAUGCUAUACAGAACGUCAACAUGCGUCACAGACCUGGAGAUAAGAAUUCAAGCCAGGUUAAAGGAGAGAAAGCUGGACAGGUCAUAUACCAGCCACGUUUCCUGUGUUCCCCUCGGCCCAACAGGGCAGACGUGGGCCCUUUACCGCCCAUAACGGAUGUACAAAUCCAGGAGAAAUCUCAAGCUGCACCAGACGAACAAUUGGCCUUUAAGACAGGAAAGACAGGAAAAGACAGGAAAAGAGCAUUAAAGAGUCUCAGGAUAGCGGUUGAUACAUGCAGAGCUCACAUGAGUCCAAUCCCUGAGACAGAAGCGGCUCGGACAGAACCAGCACAUCAGACUCCAGAAACCAAAAAAACCACCCCUACAAUACUCCCACAUCAGAUCGACCAUCCUAAAGAUCUAAACGGCCGUGGGAAGCGCAGCCGGAUGGAGAGUGGAGGUGGUGUUGGAGAGACGUGCACUCUGAGGUCAGUGUAUGUGGAUUCGUCUCAGGAGUACAGCCCACUCUCACGGGUCAACUACUACGGUGGACACAUGGAGGGAUCCCGACAGAUGAGACAUUGUGGAGGCGAAACUCACAUGAGGAGAGUGAAUACAGAAACAGAUCCCAGCUUCACUGUCUUCCACUUACCACCCAUUAACCAGAGCCCACUGGUCAAGUCAGGCUCUGACAUUACUUUAACACUGAAUAAAACAGAUAUAAAAGAGAAAAAAAGCAGCUGUGAGAAUUUACCAAAACGGGAACUUCACGUACAUCUCCCUGAUAUCAAAGUGGGAACUGCACAUGAAAACCCCUCAGAGAGACGUGUGCACAGCAAAGUACUGCUGCUUUUCCCUGCACAAACAGAACAUGCAGACACCCAUCAGCCAGAUGAUGACCUUCAUAGGACCCCUGUUAAGGAGACUGAGCCGCGUUUGAAGCAUGCUUUGGGGCCAGACCAAAGAAAACAGGACCCUCUCUCUGACAACAAGUGCAGGAUUAUCGAGAUGGACCUCGGGCAUGUCAUGUGGUCUGAUGAACUAGAAAAAGGAGAUCAACAUCCCCCUCUUGGUCCACUGCCCCCUCUGGUGGGCCGGAGGGGUCCAGGUAAACAGAGCUCCAUGGCUGUGUACAGACAGAACCUACAUGACCCUGCAGACGAAACAGAAGGACAAACAGGGAACACUAGAGGUUGUCUUCCUUUGGAGCUCAGAGAAUGGCAGGGAGGCAAAGCGGUGGGCACCUUAAUAAUGGGUCCUGAUGGUGAAAUCAUACGCUUGUCUCUCUGGGAUCCCGCAGUUGACACUGAGGACCACCCAAUAAUGGCUGAUGUCACACAAGGUCACGUUCUUAAGGUUGUGACUUCUGAGGGAGAUUUGAAACAGCCUUGGACGAUCCUCAUACAGGACAACAACACAGAUGAAGAGGAAGACACAACAAGUAAUACUGAAGAAACUUUGAACACUGAACAGCUUGACUCCAGUCAUGAGGGGUUUAAGGUCAAUAAAACAGCAGAGAAAACGAAUGCCAAGAAGAAGCAGCAUCCAUUAGGUUCCCACAAUAAAACAGAUCGGAUGAGGCAGGUGUUUAAGAAGAACUCUCAUGAAGAAACUAAUGCAGAGGAGGAACAGGAGGAGGAGACGGAAGAGGAAGAAGAAGAAGAGGAGGAAGAGGAUGAGGAAGAGGAAGAAGAGGAUGAGGAAGAGGAAAAUGGUUUUGGCUCUGACAAUAAAUCUGUUAGUAAUGCACAGGUGUUUAGGGUGAAAGGUCGCGCACAACAGAAUAAUGCAGAGGAUGAUGAGGACGAUUUAGACUCUGACAGUCAGAUAAGUCAGAAAGAAAGGGUGAUAAAGGUCAGACCACGUGCAAAGCAGACUAAAGCCAAGAGGAAGGAGAAUCGUUUAGGUGCUGACAAUGAAAUAAGCCAGGAGAACCAGGUAUUUAAGGUCAAAGCACGUGCAAAGCAGACUAAUGCCAAGAGAGACGAUUGUUUAGGUGCUGACAGUGAAGUCAUCCAGGAGGAAGAGGUGUUUAAGGUCAGAUCGCGCAUCAACCAGACUAACAUCAAAAGGAAAGAUGAUUGUUCAGGUGCUGACAGUGAAAUCAUCCAUGAGGCACAGACGUUCAAGAUGAGAUCGCAAGCAAAGCAGACUAAAGCCAAAAGGAAGAAGGAUUGUUUCAGCUCUGACAGUGAAAUAAUUCAGGAUGAACAGGUCUAUUUACCUGAGGAGAGAUUAGAGGAAAUGAGCAGCUCCACGACUCACCGGCUCAACAAAACCGUUGUGAUUCUGCCCGCAGGAGAGGAGGUCACUGGGGUGCAAAGAAACCGAAAAGUAAAGACAACAACUUUACAGCCGGAAACAAAGGUGACACGGGGGUCAAGGAAGUCCAAAGGUGCUGCGCCUGAUAGGGCUAUCAGCCCUAAAUCAACACGAGCACAUUCACCAGAGUCUUUGUCUCCUGAAGGACAAGCAGAAAUCCAGGCUGGAUUACCAACGGAGGCAGAUUUUGACAGAAAAGGUCAUUCGAAGAACGCAGGUGGAAGAGAAGAUAUAGAACACACGCUGGUGGAGAAAGUGAAGAAAAAUAAAAAGUCUAAUAAGCAAACAGGCAAAUCAAAAGGGAAGAGUGUUCAAAUUCAUGAAGACAUUGAGACCCAGAAUAUCAGCAUUCCUGAUGAUUUCACAUCUACUUCAAUGAAAAAGAAAAAGAAAACAGGAAAAGAGAAAAAAGAAGACGCUAAAGAAAAAAAGGAAGAGAAUAUAAAAGCCCAGAACUCAACAGUUAAAGUUAAAACGAAAAAGGGUCAGCCAGCGUUUGUUGUAGGAAAACCUCGGCCACAGGACACUGAAUGGAUGGCAAAUCCAGCGAAUGAGCCUGAGAAACAAAUGUCCCAUGAGAGAGCGGUGAUGACUCAUGACUCAGAGGACGACGAUGACCAACUAGAAAACACUGAGAACACACAAGAACACAACUAUACUGCCUUUGAAGACGACAUGGAUGCUGAUACAGACUCAGAGAGUGCAGACACACACGAAGCACAUGAAUGCUCUCCCAGAUCAGUUUACAGCACUUACAGAUCGGAGCACUCACUCAUUACAGCACGUUCAGAUGCCAGCAUUCACAGACUAUCACAGAGCUCCAUCAGAACCACUUCAAUGGGGACGUUGUCCCACUGCGGCCCAUGUAGCCCAGCACCCUUGUCACUCAUCCACCUGCCUCCUCAGUCAGCACUCCCUCCUGCCUCAGACCCCACCAAAUCUGAACCAGGCAAUGACGUUAAAAGCAGUGAGGUUCCAACUAACCAAACAGACAAAAAAGCUGCAGCGCUGGCUGAAAAGGCCGAGCGACGUCGUCUGGAGGUGGAGAAGAAACGGAAGGAGAGAGAGGAGGAAAAGAAGAGACAGCAAGAAAAGGAGGUGACAGAAGAGAGGAUGAGGAUGGAACUGGAAGAAGAACAGAGGAAGAGAGCAGAGGAAGCAAGGUUACGGAAGAUUAGAGAAGAAGAUGAGAGACAAAGAAGACAGGAGGAGGAGAUGGAGAGACAGAGGAGAGAGCGGGCAGAGAAGGACAGAGAAAGAAGACGACAGGAGGAGAAGAGGAGGCUGCUGGAACGGCUCCAGAGAGAAAGACAGGAAGAGGAGAAACGACAAGCUGCUCAACUGGAACGUCAGCGCUUGGAAGAAGAAGCUCGGAAGGAGGAGGAGCUCAGGAAACUGUCAGAGAUGGAGGAGGCUGAGAGACUGGAGUACCUGCGGAGACGGCAGGAGGAGGAGGAGGAGAGAAGGAAGGCUGCUGAGGAGAGGAGGAGGAAGGAGGAGGAAGCAGCAAUGCAUGCUGAAGAAGAGGCUAGACUGCAGGCUGAACUGUUUGCUAGGCAGAGGGCAGCACUGGAGCAGCACUUAAAGUUUCACAGGGGUCUUUUUGUUGAGGCUGAAGGGCUGGAGCAGACACAGGAUAUUUCUCGGCCCUGGAUUUUCUCCUAUUUCACCCUGUUGAAGCUGCUUGGCUUGGCUGAGCCCACAUCUGAGGACACACUGAAUGAUGUGCUGUAAUUCCUUCAUUUGUGUUCAUGCAGCAAAGUCCCACACCCAGCACUUAUAACUAGUGUUUCAGUUACAGUAUGUGCCAUAUUCUUCAGUAGGUGAACAAUCUGUGUCACAUGUGAAUCAAUGAGUUAAACUGCUUGAUUGCUCAUACGUUCUCAGAUCUCUAACUCUGUCAUCUCAACAUAUCAGCACUUUUGAAUUGUAGAUCUGAAAAAGUCAUGUAAAUUAAUAAAAUAUUACAGCACCAUGGGCAUUUUCAUAAAGAAUAUAUAUUUUUAUGCAUAUACCAAGCGCUAAAAUUCAUUCAGAUAUUGUAGUGGGGGUCAAAUUAGGGUCAAAGAAGUUGAGAACCACUGAUAGAGAGUGAGUAGCGCCCUCUACUGUAUUUUUGUCACAUAGACAAGAUGAAAUGCUCAGGUAUACAGUAUAUGCUCAUAUUUUAUAGGGUUAAUUUUGCACUAUAGUAGAAUUUGAGUAUAUUAAA